Gaeumannomyces tritici R3-111a-1 is the source of this 1475-nucleotide messenger RNA. RefSeq lists its product as hypothetical. The record is from RefSeq and is a predicted model, not a curated record. Gene Ontology annotation, cellular component: nucleus; cytoplasm. NCBI's taxonomy places the organism in Eukaryota, Fungi, Ascomycota, Sordariomycetes, Magnaporthales, Magnaporthaceae. The transcript is spliced from 2 exons. The coding region runs from base 160 to 1134 and encodes 324 amino acids.
UUGGAGAUUUGCCAGUGUCCUUCCCCGACGACCCUUUCGGCCAGUGUCGAUUGCUUAUCCCGAACGAGCCAAAACGGCAACUCAAACGACUUGGCUGUGGAGCUGACAAAUGUGGCACUUCCGAUAAAAGCAUCGUCCAGCCGAGCCGCCUUCCGCUAGAUGAUGCGCACUGCAUUCCCGUGUUUGAGAGCUAGAUUUUUGCGCGCCAAUCAUAGAAGGGUUCUGGGAGUUGCAGGUGUUUUCACCAACCGACGGUUCUGUGCGACAAUGGCAUCCGCCGGUAGCCAAGAAUCGCAGACCGGCGCCGAUGCCGGGGCUGCGCGGAAGAGGCAGGCCGCGGCAGCAAAGCCGGCAAAGAAGGAGAUCAAAAUACUAAUGCUUCAUGGCUUCACCCAGUCGGGCGCGCUCUUCCACGCCAAGACGCGCGCGCUGGAGAAGCUGCUGGUCAAGACGCUGGCGCCCUGGAACCUGCUGCCGACGCUGCACUACCCCACGGGGCCGAACCGGCUGCUGGCCUCGGACAUGCCGGGCUUCUCGGGCGACGGCGCCGACGACGACCCGCGCGCGCAGGACUCGUGGGCCUGGUUCCGGCGCGACGACGCCUCGGGCUCGUACCGCCUGCUGCCCGAGGGCAUGCGCGCCGUCGCGGCCGCCGUCCGGGCCGCGGGCGGCGGCGUCGACGGCGUGCUGGGCUUCAGCCAGGGCGGCGUCGUGGCCGCCAUGGUGGCGGGGGCGCUGGAGCCGGACCGGGCCGUGCCGGACACGGACGACGACAAGAACGACUGGGGCUGGGUCCGGGAGCUGCGCGAGGCCAACGCGGGCCGGCCGCUCCGGUUCGCCGUCGUCUACAGCGGCUUCCUGGCCACGCCGCCCGAGCUGGCCUGGCUGACCGAGCCGCCGCUCGCGACGCCGACGCUGCACUUCAUCGGGAGCCUCGACACCGUCGUCGACGAGUCGCGCAGCCGCGCCCUGGUCGCGCGCUGCAGGGACCCCGUCGUGGUCGAGCACCCGGGCGCCCACUACGUGCCCAUCAGCAAGGAGUGGGCCAUGCCGCUGCUGGGCUUCGUCAAGAAGCGGUGCGUCGACGACGAGCAGCCCGCCGCCGCCGUCGCCGCCGCCGAGGCGAACUUGUGACGAGACUGGGAGGAUGUGGGAAGGAACAGGGACUUGGGCGGUGCGAGGGGUGCCGAAAGGUCGAGUUGGGAAAGAGACAUGCGCAGCACUGGAAUAGACGAUAGACAAGACGCUUUCGUUGCCGUUGGCUAUUUCUCACGCUUUCCAAGGCCAAUCACUUUGAGCGACGACAACGUACUGAACGUCGAUUGAUUGACAAGGAGCAGGAGCUGGACUGUUGGUCGUCCACAAGGAAUAAAAACAAGCCCAGAUAAAGGCACAGGAGGCACGUGGUAGUACUCGCCAUAUAUGGAAUAUAAAUGCCUACUCUCAAAAUCACAGUAACAAACAGUGUGCAGUCA